This is a messenger RNA of Phaedon cochleariae (mustard beetle), 1880 nucleotides long. Lineage: Eukaryota; Metazoa; Arthropoda; Insecta; Coleoptera; Chrysomelidae. The record is from the annotation of a GenBank genome assembly.
AUUUAAAAAUCGAUUCAUUUAAUACAGGUGCCUAGGAUAUCUAACGUAUAAUCGUGAUGUUGAUCACCUCAUCAUGGAAAAUCGACCUAAUAAUUCUUUUCGUGGUAUCAAUUUUCAUGCUCUACAAAUACUCGACCAGAAAAUUCAACUACUGGAAAAAACGAGGAGUAUACCACCCGAAACCAAUACCUUUCCUCGGCAACAUUGCUGAUGUCACUUUCUUCCGAACCAACAUAGGAGAAUGGCUGAAGAAAAUCUACGAUUCAACAGACGAACCAUUUUUUGGUAUCUUCGUUUUUGACGAGCCGCACCUAAUCAUCAAAUCUCCAGAGCUGAUCAAGCAAAUCAUGGUCAAGGAUUUUCAUAAUUUCAAUGAUAGAACAGUGGCACAGCCCGAACAUAACAAGAUGAUCCAAAACCUAAUGUUUUUCCAAAGAAACCCAGAGUGGAAGGAAGCCAGAUCCAAAAUUACUCCUGUCUUCACUUCCGGAAAACUCAAGAGCAUGUUUACGUUGAUUGAGCCAAUCGGGGCAAACCUCUUAUCCUACUUAGAGAAAAACGAAGGCGAACUAGAAUCGAAAGAGGUAUGCGCUAAAUUCGCCACCGACGUCAUAGCCAAGUGUUUUUUCGGCAUUAACGCCCACUGCUUCGAUGACGAUGAGGCGAUGUUCCGGAAGCUCGGCAGAACCGUCUUCGAUUUCUCCUGGAGGAACGGGAUCGUGCAAACAGCGUACUUCUUCCGGCAAAAAUGGGUCGAUACUUUCAAGCUGGAUUUCGUGGAGAAAUGGGUGUUUGAUUACUUCCAUGAAGCGUUCUCGAAAACCAUGAGAGCUAGACAGGAGAGUGGCGCUAAGAAUAAUGAUUUGGUGGAUAUUUUGAAUGCCAUGAAGAAGAAUUCUGAAUUUGGCUCGGAUAUGGCGGACCUGGAGACAGAAAAACUGGUUGGUCCAGCUAUCCAGUUCUUCAUGGCUGGAUUCGAAACCACGAGUUCUACUAUAUCAUUCACUCUGUAUGAACUGUGCCUCAACAAGAAUAUUCAGAAUAAACUGCGGACUGAGGUGCUUUCGAAUAUUAAGAAACAUGGUGGCGUUACAUACGAAGGAUUAUUGGAAAUGAAGUACAUGGAUCUUUGUGUCAAAGAAAUACUCCGUAUGUAUCCGGUACUCCCGUUCCUGGAUAGAACCUGCAAGGAAGAUUACCAGUUGCCAGGCACCAAUCUAGUCAUCGAGAAAGGAAUGCCAGUUUUUAUUUCCAUGUUUGGCAUGCACCAGGACGAAAAGUACUUCCCGGAUCCCAAGAAAUUCGACCCUGACAGGUUCCAGAACAAGAAUUAUAACAGCGAAGGCUUCGUUUACUUUCCUUUUGGGGAAGGACCGCGAGCUUGUAUUGGUGAAAGAUUUGGAUUGAUGAGCACGAAAGCGGCCCUCGCAUACAUCAUAGAAAAAUACGAAGUAGAAAAAUGUGCGACAACCCCAACUCCAGUGGUAUUCGCACCCAAAAGUUUGGUACUUCAAUCCACUGUAGGACUGCCAAUGAGAUUCAAGAGGAUUAUCCCAACUCCAGCCUAAAUUAUAUCUUCUCAGAUUAUUUAUGAUGUAAUGUUAAUCAUUAUGUACAUACUAACCUUUGACACACUGUGAUAAUUUGGUUUGUUCAAUUUAUGAUUUGAUCAAAGCUGAUGGGCUAUUAUAUAGUCGUAGAAAAAGCAAAGGACACAACAGAAACACGCUCGUUGCCAAAACGUGGAUUCGUGUGUUAUUUUCAUCACUUCCUAUUAUGGAAUAAUUGCGUUUCACAAACCAAGUUAUGUUAUGUAUUUUUUUUAGUAUCAAUAUAUUUGUUGUGGUGGGAAAAUAUCAAUAAAAGCUUCGUUAGAAUUA